AUGCGUACGAGAUCGUUAGAAAGAGAACGGGGCAUCAACUUCACACAAGAGGAGAGAGAGAGCGAAAGAGAGCACAUGGUUCGUAACUUGAGCGAACGUGGGGGACCAGCAAAACUUAGAGCUUACUGGGAAGACAAGAUACACAUUGUCGUCGAACGAAAAGGUCAAGAUACCCCAGUGUACAAAGUAAAAUCGGAAGGAGCAGAAGGAAGAGUACGUGUUCUUCAUAGAAACCUGCUUCUACCCUGUCACUUUUUGGAGCAACAAUCAGCAAACAAAGGGAACAAAAGGAAUAGUAGAAAUCGGAAAAAGCGACCUGUCAAAACAUCCCACGUUACUGAUGAAGCAAUGAAUGAAGCACGAGAAUCCGACACGGACGAAGAUGGCUACUCAGAUAUAAACUUCGAAGAAUACAGAUCGGCCCAGAGACCAGAACCAGUCGUAGUACCAGAUGUAGAGAUUAAUGGAGACAUUCCUAACGAAGGUCCUCAUCUGGUGAAUGUCAAUGGCCAAGGUGGAGAAGAAUUAAACGGAGAAGUUCUUCCCCACAAUGAAAUCGGAAACGUAAAUGCACCAGUCCAAAACGAAAUGGGCGAGAACGAAGUCCAACCAUGGAAUGACGAAAAUAUUGAGGACCCUUGGCCAGCAGAACGCCCGCAACGAGUAAGACAACCACCGGUACAAUUCGGAUAUAAUCAACCGGGAAACCCAGCAUUAUUUUGUCAAGCUGUUAAUACGAAUCUGCAACCUUGGCCGAUGACCCCUUACCCACGUUGGAACCCAGGAUGGUUACCACCACAACCGCAAUUUUCGUCACCGAUCGCGAUGCAGUGCCCUUGGCAAAUCUUUCAUCCGCCGAUGUGCAACGCAUCAACGCCGUUUUACCCCACUGGACCAGUAGGAAUGUGGUAA
Paramuricea clavata is the source of this 912-nucleotide messenger RNA. The record is from the annotation of a GenBank genome assembly. NCBI's taxonomy places the organism in Eukaryota, Metazoa, Cnidaria, Anthozoa, Malacalcyonacea, Plexauridae.